Messenger RNA from Anopheles aquasalis, 4423 nucleotides. Its product is annotated as CD109 antigen. Gene Ontology annotation, molecular function: endopeptidase inhibitor activity. Gene Ontology annotation, cellular component: extracellular region. The record is from RefSeq and is a predicted model, not a curated record. Lineage: Eukaryota; Metazoa; Arthropoda; Insecta; Diptera; Culicidae.
UUACUGUGCAGUGUGUGCGUACAACAAAGUGCUCCAAGUCCAAUAACUUUUUGAACCUUUUAUAAAACGCACAAAUAACCAUACGUUUAUCAAUUAUGUUUAACCAAGGUCUUUCAGAAGCGUUUGGAAAUAGGGCAGCAUGUAUGGCAAAGCCAAAGAAGGAGAAAGAAGAUCAUGAUAAGGGGCACUAUGCUGUUGUUGGUGCUAGAAUUAUUCGACCCAACUCCGAGUAUCGUGUAACGGUUACGAGUUUUGAGCUGACCGAUAAGCUGGAAAUGUGUGUAUCGUUAGUAUCGAAGGGUAACGUUAUUGAGAGUAAGAAUGUUUCACUGGAAAGAAAUGAUCAUCAAUCGAUCGUUUUUCAACUCGGAUCUAUCCCGGACGAUAAAUAUGAGCUGGUUGCAGAAGGAAAAUCCGGAAUAGUUUUCCGGAAAGAGGCUACGCUGGAGUACGACGAUAAGUUCUGCUCGGUUCUGCUGCAAACUGAUAAAGCUGUGUAUAAGCCAGGAGAUACGGUGCGUUUCCGGGUGCUUGUUUUGGAUCGUAACAUGAAGCCCGCGAUGGCUGGAUCCAGUAUGAGGCUGUUCAUUUGUGAUGGCGCAGGUAAUCGAGUCAAGCAGUGGAAUGAUGUAAGCCUUAAUAGCACUGGAGUUUUUGAAGCGGAGCUUCCACUGUCCACGGAGCCAGUGCUCGGGGAAUGGAAGAUAAAUGUAGAGGUGUUGGGAGUGAAACAAUCCAAAUCAUUCGAUGUGGAUAAGUACGUUCUUCCAACGUUUGAAGUAAACGUAAAAGGAGAUAGCUAUACGACGGUUGACGAUGAAACUCUCAAAGUAUCGAUCGAGUCAAAGUACACGUACGGCAAGCCGGUUGUUGGGGAGCUAACUCUCUCGGUGAAACCGAAAGAAAAUUACUACUAUGGCGAGAAAGUUACUACUUUUUGUCAAAAGACGGUACCAAUUAAUGGUAAAACAGUGGUGGAGUUUAAUCUGCAGGAUGAGCUCAAACUGAGCUCAGCAUAUUAUCGCGAGUUUUCCUUCGAGGCUGAGGUCCGCGAGCAAUUAACAGGACGUACGCAGAGUGGCUCCGCGACUGUAAAGAUCCAUGACGAUCGAUACACCGUGAAAUUGGUGGAAGAGGCAGAGUAUAUUCCGGGACUCCCAUACAAAGCAUGGAUAAAAGUAACCAACCUUGAUGGGAGCCCUGUAGAGGCAGAUUCCAUCAUGGUUUUGAUUCGAAAUGAUUCCAAAGUUCAAUUAACCAACUAUAUGCUGGACAACAAAGGCAUGACCAAAUUGGAUUUGAAUCUGGAUAGCAUGAAAUUUAAUUAUCUCCGCAUAGAAGUAUUGUUUCGCGGAAAAUCAUACGAAGUCGAAGGAAUUAGAAAACGUCGUGGAAAAAUGGAUGCAUUUAUCAGGAUAUCAACAUCGGAGCAGCAACCAUCGCUCGGAAACGACUUGAAGUUUGAUGUUUGUAGCACAAAACCUCUCAAGUACGUCGCCUAUGCUGUCCUGUCUCGAGGAGCCGUGGUCAAUGGUGGAGUUGUUGAAGCCAGUGAUCAAACAUGUAUUAUUAUAACAAUUCCGUCUGUUUAUGCAAUGGUUCCUCGAGCAAAGUUACUCGCAUUCUACAUGUGUAAAGAUGGAAGCGUCGUUAGUAACAUUACUACAAUUGAGUAUCAUAAUAUCUUCGAGAACAAUUUAGUUUUAGAUAUUACAAAUCAUGACGUUAAGCCAGGCGAGACAAUUGAUAUAAGCGUGAAAGCAAAUGAAGAAUCAUUUGUUGGAUUAUUGGCGGUAGAUCAAAGCGUUCUUUUGCUCAAAAGUGGAAACGACCUCACCCGGGAUUGUGUGGCGAAGGAGUUGGAAGCAUAUGAAUCUUCUCGAAAUUAUUCAUUAUAUUAUCACAAUGAACUCCCUGAUUUCCAGGAUGCAGGAGCGAUAUUCAUAUCUAACGCUCGCGAGGACCUAGAAGAUCUUGAAGAAACAGUGAUCUGCGCGUCUGCUUCUGUUGAAGCAGCUGUCUUUGCGGCCCCAAUGAUGGAGAGAAACAUGAUGAAGAUCGAAUGUCAAGACGAAAUCGAAAUGGACGAUGAAGAUACCAGCGAACCAGCUAUUCGCCGCAAUUUUCCAGAAACAUGGAUUUGGGAGAGCAUUCAAAAGUGUAACAAGGAUGGUGAAGUGAUAAGGAAAAUCGUGCCCGACACGGUGACUUCUUGGAUUAUUUCGGGUUUCUCGCUUAAUCAAAACACUGGACUUGGUUUGAUGGAGUCUCCAGCCAAGAUAAAUGUAUUUCUACCAUUCUUCAUAUCGAUGGACUUGCCGUACUCGGUAAAACAUGGCGAAAGUGUCCGAAUUCCUGUGAUUGUUUUCAACUAUCUGGACGAAGAUCAGACGGCGGACGUGAUUUUCUACAACAAAAACGGGGAGUUUGAAUUUACGGACGAUUCUGAGUCAAGCGUUUACGAAGAUCAUCACCGAAGGAUGAAAGUGCUGCUAGCGAAAGACGGAGGCAAAACAUUGUCCUUUAUGAUCAAACCCAAAAAGAUCGGCCAUAUUACACUGAAGAUAACUGCAACAUGUGCUCUGGCAGGAGAUGGCAUCGAACGGGAGCUUCUGGUCCAGCCCGAGGGAAUUCCUCAGUACAUUAACCAGGCUACUUUGAUCGACCUUCGUUCCACUGCCAACCAUACUAAAAGGCUGGAAAUUGAUAUUCCUAGCAACGCCGUGCCCAACUCCACGAAGGUAUCAGUGUCAGUGAUUGGCGAUGUGCUUGGAUCAUCGAUCGCCAAUUUGGAUUCAUUGAUUCGCAUGCCGUUUGGGUGUGGUGAGCAGAACAUGCUGAACUUUGUACCAUGCAUCGUGGUGCUUGACUAUUUGAAUGCUUCGAAGCGACUGACUGCUGAUGAUAGAAUAGUGUCCAAAGCCAAACGGUGCAUGGAAGUUGGUUAUCAGCGAGAGCUCACGUACAAACAUGCCGAUGGGUCCUUCAGUGCUUUCGGUGAAUCGGACAAGAGCGGAAGCACCUGGUUGACCGCUUUCGUUGCAAAAUCGUUCCAGCAAGCGAACAAGUACAUAAGCGUAGAGUCCAAUAUUGUAGACAAGGCGCUUGGCUGGCUCAGUAAAGUGCAAAGCGAGAACGGAUCGUUCCCGGAGGUAGGCAACAUUUGCCAUAAGGAUAUGCAGGGAGGAGCAGCAGGUGGCUUAGCACUGACGGCUUAUACGGUGAUAGCAUUUCUCGAAACACGCGAACAUGCACAAAAGUAUGCAGAGACGGUGACCAAGGCUCUAAAUUACUUGAGUCAAAAAGUGCUCGAACCAUGCGAUAUCUAUGCACAUGCCCUCGUUGCAUACGCCUUACAGAUUGCUGGUCAUCAGAUGAAGGACGAAGUGAUGGGCAAGCUGGAAUACAGGGCCACGGUCAGUGGCGAAAUGAAGUGGUGGAGCAAGAACGUCACAGAAAAGGACUCGAAAUCCGUUCGCAACAAUUGGAACUGUUGUCGUCCCUGUUCGGUAGAUGUCGAAAUGAGUGCCUACGCUCUGUUAGCUUCACUCGUUUCAUCGACGGGGCUAGAGAGUUUGCCUGUGAUGAAGUGGCUUUUAUCUCAGCGAAAUGAUAAAGGAGGAUUCCAGUCAACGCAGGACACGGUUGUCGGGUUGGAAGCUCUCGCUAAAAUAGCAGCCAAAUUUUCAUCCGACGAUCUCAACAUAACGAUGGAGAUGAAGACCGGCCAGACUGUCCAGCGAAGCUUUAACGUUAAUAAGGAUAACGCCCUCGUACUACAGAAGCUGGAGUUACCGGAAUCCAUACGAUCUGUUGAGAUGACGGCUAAUGGAACCGGGUGUGCACUGUUCCAGCUGUCGUCUAAGUACCACAUCAACGAUAAGGAGAGUAGCCCGCGUUUCAAAUUGGAACCGUUGGUCAGCAAAGGAGAAAUGGAAAGUGCCAUUAAAAUUUCCAUAACGACGAGCUUUAUUCCUUCAGAAGAUCAACCCAUCUCCAAUAUGGCCGUCAUGGAGAUCGAUAUGUUGAGUGGAUUCAUCGUAGAGAGUGACUCGAUCGCAGCGCUUAAGCAACAUUCUGCUGUUAAGAAAAUCGAAACGAAGCGUGGUGAUACGACGCUUGUGCUUUACUUUGACAACAUUGGAGAAACAAGUGUGACACUCACUGUGAUUGCUUAUCGGAAACAUGAAGUAACGGAUAUCAAACCUGCUAAUACUAUCAUCUACGAUUACUAUGACAACACUCGCCGUUGCAGUGCAUUUUAUGAGAUUCCUGCCUAAUCAUUGACAGCAAUAUGAGUCUUGCCGGAUUUCUUAACUACAAUUUAUGCUGCGAAUAUAAUGCAGUACGUUUAUCGAUUUCGAUAGUUCGAAGAGUUUUAUGUGAUUACAUGAUGUGCAAUAUUAAUUAUUCGUCUCUUCGA